This is a messenger RNA of Dreissena polymorpha, 570 nucleotides long. RefSeq lists its product as uncharacterized. Gene Ontology annotation, biological process: DNA integration. The record is from RefSeq and is a predicted model, not a curated record. Gene Ontology annotation, molecular function: nucleic acid binding. Bases 1 to 570 code for a protein of 189 amino acids. NCBI's taxonomy places the organism in Eukaryota, Metazoa, Mollusca, Bivalvia, Myida, Dreissenidae. The transcript is spliced from 3 exons.
AUGGAUGAUUCGGGGGAAUAUGGUGGAUCCCAGGAAGAUGACAUGGCACAAGACAAUAGGGAAGAUACAACUGUAGAAGAGCAGGAGAAUGCAGUAACCUCUGACCUGUUGCCUGAUGAACAGGAAUUUCUCAGGCUGUUCAGAGCUGUUUGGGAUCCAGGAGGGAAUAGGAAAGAAGACCAAUCGGGAUUUCAUCAUCCCGUAACCAGGAUAGUCUCAUCAACAUCGGGGCAUUCUGAGUCUCGAGAGCCUAUUUCUGGAGAGAUGUACUCACUGUUCUCUGACCAAGGACGCAACUUUGACGGUAAAUUGUUCCAGGCAGUAUGCGAAGCUCUAGAUAUACACAAAACAAGGACAACUCCCUAUAGACCUUCAGCAAAUGGACAAGUAGAACGUUAUAACCGUACUUUAAUGGAGGCUGUUCGCUGCUAUAUAGGCAAGAACCAAAUUACAUGGGACAAAAGCAUUCAGCAGAUAGCGGGUGCACUCAGGGCUUCUGUGAACAAAAGCAUCGAUUUUACUGCCAAUGUGUUGAUGUUGACAACCAGGAAGAGUACGUGUCCAGACUAA